AAACAUGUCCUGACAUGUCCGAACCAAUCAGCGACCGACAUGAGAAAGUCUGCAAACGACUUGCCGUAGGUUGCCAUAUACGCUACGAUAAACACGGCGUCAUGUGACUGUACGGCAGUCAACAACCAGUUACAACAAGAUGGCAUCGCCAGCGGGAGGAGGUGAUUCAGGUGCUAGUAUGAGCUAUAUAUUACAUUUCAAAACGUUGAGGCAGUGUCAGAAGUCAGUAAUAUGUGACAAUCGCUGCUGUAUCAACGUUUGAAUUAGCACGUCUUGUUUUUUUACGUUAAAACCUAACGGGGUUACUUACCACCGCUAGCGUUAGUCCAACUAGCCGAAGGAAUAACAGAGAUCAGAUACUAGAAGUGGGGUCUGCUUUAUUAAAAGAUUUCAUUUUUGAGCGGGUUCGUCGGCAUGGGGGGGAUAACGCCAUGGUGACACGGGAACAGUUAGGUGGAGGAGAGCUGUGUGACCCAAACCAUAAGAAGCUUGCCCAGUGCCUGCAGCAGAUUGGAGAUGAACUAGAUGGAAAUGUCCAACUGCAAAGAAUGAUAAAUGAUACUGCACUCAGCCCUACAAAGGACGUUUUCAUGAAAGUAGCUAUUGAGAUAUUUUCUGAUGGAAAAUUCAACUGGGGUAGAGUGGUUGCACUCUUCUACUUUGCCUGUCGGCUGGUAAUCAAAGCUCUGGUAACCAAAGUUCCCGAUAUCAUCAGAACUAUUAUCUGCUGGACCAUGGACUAUCUGCGUGAAAAUGUGAUCAACUGGAUCAGAGAGCAAGGCGGAUGGGAAGGAAUCCGUUCCCACUUUGGUACUCCCACUUGGCAAACUGUUGGGGUGUUCUUGGCAGGAGUACUCACCACUGUUCUGGUCAUUCGCAAAAUGUGAGCAGUUGUUAAGCAGGAAGAAAGAUGACAGACAAAUCUGCGAGGGAGGGAUAUUGGGAUUGGGACAAGGGCAACAUGAAGGAAGACACAGUGGACAGAAAAGUGAUUCAAGAAUGAAGGUGUGGAAGAUCUUGGCGUCUGGACAUAAUGACCCACUCACAUUUUUCCCCCCUUCCAUUCACAUCUCAGCUUUGGGAGUUGGGUUGAAUGGUUGUUCUUGUGAUCCCCCUCUGCUCACUGAGGAUGUGAGAAGGGCUUGACUGCAUGCUCAACAGAGAAGGAUGGAGAGACAGACUCGACCAGGGCACAAUUUUUUAAUUAAUUUAUUUUUCAAGUAGGUACAAAAAAACGUUACUGCGUUAUUUUUGGUGCCUGAGUUUUUGAAAGCUGUACGGACUGAGUUUUUUCCCUCAGCAUUCCGAUGAGCUGAGAUGCACUUCAGACAUCCUUUUGUGCUUCAUGUUUACUGCACUUUCAUUUUUUUCCUUGAGUCUUUUUCCAUCUGCCCAUUCUCUCCAUCUAUCUCAUCAUGGUUUCCCUAUGCUAAAGUAUGCAUUUUUGCAUGUGUCUGUGAGUAUUCCCUUUUGUAAAGUUGAAAUGAUCUGCUGGCAUUGAAAGAAGUCAUCAAGGGUGGUCCUUGAUGACUUCCACAUCUGGUGGAAGUCAUCCUAGUGGAAGUGGUAUGUUAUCACCACCUAUGGUGAUAAAACAUUUAAAUACAAUUAUGUUAAUCACUGUUGACAUCUGACAUCAUAUAUCAGCAAGCAAAUGCUAUUUUGUAUUUGAAUACCAUUAAUGGCAACUUCAAUCAGCAAGUAAAUACUGUUUAUUUGAAUACCACUAAUGGUAACUUGAUAACAUUUACACCAUUCAGAUCACCUCAAGCCUCAACCUCAUUUCCUUUUCAUCGAACACGAUGUAAACAGCUAUAAAUUAACACUUUUUGCACUGCAGACAAGAAAGCACUGCAUUGCUCACAGAUGCUUACCUCAAUCUAAGCAUAUAUAAAAAGUACUGUAUUUGUAGGGGAAUUGUUCAUACAUGAGCUACAAUCCUAUGUACACAACAGAAUGCAUUUUUAUGUUUUUGUUUGUCAGUGCCUUUGUGGGGGUUUUUUUUUUACAAUGAAUUCACUUUGAUAUUCUCCCAUUUUUCACCUUUUCUGUUAAAUUUGUAAGGAUCAAAUUUCUUGUCUCCUGAAAUCUUUUUGCAGUGACAUUGUAGUACAUUGUUGGAAUAUGAAAAUAAAACAUUUUUAUGA
Molecule: messenger RNA, 2147 nt
Organism: Lampris incognitus (smalleye Pacific opah)
Lineage: Eukaryota; Metazoa; Chordata; Actinopteri; Lampriformes; Lampridae
Gene: baxa
Product: BCL2 associated X, apoptosis regulator a
Exons: 6
Coding region: 432-887 (151 amino acids)
Biological process (GO): release of cytochrome c from mitochondria; extrinsic apoptotic signaling pathway in absence of ligand; mitochondrial fusion
Cellular component (GO): mitochondrial outer membrane
Molecular function (GO): protein homodimerization activity; protein heterodimerization activity; channel activity
Source: RefSeq, a predicted model, not a curated record